AUGACUGACUUCUUCGGGCUCGGCGACUCAAAUUCAGAUUCGUCAGACUCGGAAACUGAGCAGCAGCCAGAAAAGGCUCAAUUCAAAAAGCCUGAGAAGCCAAAAGAUGAGAGCAAAUCCUCCCUUCCUCCUCCAGAAGAGAUGCUGCUGACGAAAACUCGUUCGGAUUUCUUCAAGACGUCGGAUGACGCGCUUGGAGUCAAUUGGAAUAAUGAUUCUCUUCUGUUCUCGGCGCCACGGCCGCCCUCGCCAGACCCGGCUGAAGCUUGGAAGGCGUGGAAAAACGAUCUCAAACCGAUUGAUGCGGCAGAUGAUGACGAGAAGUUCUUCCAGGAAGGCAAUAAAGCUUCCUCGAUGCGGGGCAAAACUGUUCGACCAGCGCAUGUGCAGGAUAUGGCUGUUGGUUGGAGCCGCCAGUUUAGCCACGGCGAAAUGGAACAGGCCAUACACAAAACAACAAUCCGUGAGAUGCCAAUUGAAACAACGCAAGAUGAGCGCAAAAUCAAAAUCCCGAAAAAGAGGCCAGUUCAAGAAGCUCCAAAACAGAUGCCGGAGGGGGCGAAGGGGCCGAAGUUCACGAAGAAAGCGACUCAACAGGAGCUCAAAAGCAGGGCUGCUCAAAGAUACGGAAAUGUCACAGAUUGGUAA
Messenger RNA from Oikopleura dioica, 648 nucleotides. NCBI's taxonomy places the organism in Eukaryota, Metazoa, Chordata, Appendicularia, Copelata, Oikopleuridae. The record is from the annotation of a GenBank genome assembly.